AUGGUCAUCCACACUCAUCCCCGUAUUAAAAGUGAUCAAUUUCUGGGUGAUUUGACUGCUCAAUUGAAGAAAACUUUAGCAUCAGAGACUGAACAAGACGAUGAAGUGGUAGAUGAAGGUUCGGAAAGUGCACGAGAAACAGAACUAAAAACUAUUCAAGGAAAUAUUCAAUGGAAUGACGAUAAUGACUUUUCAAUAGCAAAUCUUCUUUUCUUUCUGGAAGUGAAAUGGAUAUGUUUAUAA
Clunio marinus is the source of this 243-nucleotide messenger RNA. NCBI's taxonomy places the organism in Eukaryota, Metazoa, Arthropoda, Insecta, Diptera, Chironomidae. The record is from the annotation of a GenBank genome assembly.